CUGUUUAUCUUCCUAAAAUACUAGAAGGAGCCCAAUCACAUACCAGGAGGUACCUCGGUGACUUUGUCGACUAUGAGCUGCUAGUGUAACGGCCUCGCCAUGGACCUGUACAAAGUAGCUUUCCUCUUGGGAGCCCUGGUCUGCAACGUUAGUGGCACUGAGGUGGAGGGAUACGCCAAAACUGAAGGAGCAUGGAUCCUCUCGCUGCGCAAAACCCAGUACUCCGCAAACACCGUGGCGGACUGUGCCACCAAAUGUGAUGCUGAAACAUCCUUCACAUGCAGGUCUUUCAUAUACCAUGAAAAAGACCAAGAGUGCUGGACCGCAGCAGCGAACUCUAAAACAGAAAAUAUCCUGCGUAGAAGCAGCACAGCAUUGUUUGAAAAAGAAGUCUACCUCCUGGAGUGUGUAAAUGGAGUAGGAUCAGAUUACAGAGGAACAAAGAGCAAAACAAAAUCAGGAACCAAAUGUCAGAAUUGGGCUGCCAAAUACCCGCACAGGCCCAACUUCACACCAGAAGCCAAUCCUCUAGCAGACCUGGAGUCUAACUUCUGUAGAAACCCCGAUGGAGAUGCCGGGGGACCCUGGUGUUACACCACCGACCCCAACACCCGCUGGGAGCACUGCGGGGUCUCCAGCUGCACUGAGGAGUGUAUACACUGCAGUGGCGAGGACUACAGGGGGAAGAUCUCCACCACAGAAAAAGGCUUCACCUGCCAACGAUGGGACUCCCAGAAACCUCACAACCACGGCUACAGCCCCAGCGCACUUCCAGAGAAGUAUCUUGAGGAGAACUACUGCAGAAACCCCGACGGAGACCCCCGCCCGUGGUGCUUCACCACCAGCGCCUCCAAACGAUGGGACUUCUGCUCCAUUCCCCGCUGCACAUCCGAGGCGCCCACCAUCGUCCCAGAGCUGACCUGUGCCACCGGCGAAGGGAAAGCGUAUCGAGGCACGAUCGCUGUGACGGAAUCUGGGAAAACGUGCCAGAGCUGGUCGUCUCAGACGCCCCAAAAACACAACCGCUCGCCGGAAAACUACCCCUGCAAAGGCCUGGAUAGCAACUACUGUCGUAACCCUGACAACGAAAGGAUGCCCUGGUGUUACACCACGGAUCCUGAAACUCGCUGGGAGUACUGCAAGGUGCCGAGCUGUGGGAACGCAGCCGCGCCAGAUGAGCCGGUGAUCCCCACAGAGGAGGAAGACUGUUAUGAGGGCGACGGGACGAGGUACCGUGGUGUAACAUCUGAGACCAUCAGUGGAAAGAGAUGUCAAAGCUGGAGCUCCAUGACUCCCCACACCCACCAAAAAACCCCGCAGAACUUCCCCAACGCGGACCUCAGGAGAAAUCUGUGCAGGAACCCCGAUGGAGACAAAGCUCCUUGGUGUUACACUACAGAGCCUAGAGUCCGCUGGGAGUACUGCAAGUUGGAGAAAUGCCUCCCCAAACCUGUGAGCGGUGCAACCCCAAGCAAACCCUCCACCCCCGAGGCCUCCUCCACUGCCACAGAGACCCCUCCAGACAUUGACUGUAAGACUGGAAAUGGGGAUACAUACCGGGGUCCAACCUCCAUCACCAUUCUGGGUGUGACCUGCCAGGCCUGGAGCGCCCAGAGUCCUCACCAACACAACAGUUUCACCCCACAAAGCCACCCCGCCAAGGGUCUGGAGGGCAAUAGCUGCAGGAACCCAGAUGGCGAUGUGAAUGGUCCUUGGUGCUACACUACAGACAGGAACAAGAAAUGGGACUACUGUCAGAUCCCGGACUGUGCUGGAAUGAAAUGCGGGACGCCGGCCAUCAAGCCAAGGCGCUGUUUCGGUCGGAUUGUGGGAGGUUGCGUGUCAAAACCUUACUCGUGGCCCUGGCAAAUCAGCCUCCGGACCAAUACAGGAAUUCAUUUCUGUGGAGGAACUCUGAUUCACCCUCAGUGGGUCCUCACUGCAGCUCACUGCCUGGAGAGGUCCAAACGGCCAGGAGCCUACAGGGUCAUCAUGGGCGUCGCCACAGAGAGAGCCAACGAGCCGUCCAAACAAGUCAAGAACCUGGAAAAACUGAUCCUGGAACCCAACGGGGCCGACAUCGCUCUGCUCAAGCUGGAGAGCCCAGCUUUAAUAAAUGACAAAGUGAUGCCCGUCUGUCUGCCGGAGAAGGAUUACAUCGUUCCCAGUGGAACCGAGUGUUAUGUUACCGGAUGGGGCGAAACUCAAGGUACGGGAGGCGAGGGCGUCCUGAAGGAAACUGGUUUCCCUGUGAUUGAGAACAAGAUCUGCAAUCGUCCAUCGUACCUGAACGGCCGAGUCAAAGACCACGAGAUGUGUGCUGGAAACAUCGAGGGAGGGACAGACAGCUGCCAGGGGGACAGCGGCGGCCCUCUGGUCUGUUACUCUCAGAGCCAGUACGUCCUGCAGGGGGUGACGUCCUGGGGUCUGGGGUGCGCCAACGCCAUGAAACCCGGCGUCUACGCUCGAGUCUCCAAGUUUAUCGACUGGAUCGACAAAACCAUCAAAACCAAUUGAAAAUGAUCCACCUUGAACAAAUACA
This is a messenger RNA of Etheostoma cragini (Arkansas darter), 2542 nucleotides long. It is a transcript of the gene plg, whose product is annotated as plasminogen. The coding region runs from base 100 to 2517 and encodes 805 amino acids. NCBI's taxonomy places the organism in Eukaryota, Metazoa, Chordata, Actinopteri, Perciformes, Percidae. Gene Ontology annotation, molecular function: signaling receptor binding; serine-type endopeptidase activity. The record is from RefSeq and is a predicted model, not a curated record. Gene Ontology annotation, cellular component: extrinsic component of plasma membrane. The transcript has 19 exons. Gene Ontology annotation, biological process: proteolysis.